Messenger RNA from Topomyia yanbarensis, 1171 nucleotides. RefSeq lists its product as uncharacterized. The record is from RefSeq and is a predicted model, not a curated record. Lineage: Eukaryota; Metazoa; Arthropoda; Insecta; Diptera; Culicidae. The coding region runs from base 62 to 1171 and encodes 369 amino acids. The transcript has 2 exons.
UUUCAUCGACGAACAGUGUGCUAUAUCGACUGUGUGGCUUAGGCGAUAAGCUUAAAGCAGAAUGAAAGGCUUGGUGAUCCAAUUCAUCAUACUGAUACAUACUGGCGCCGUAGUAUUUGGAGCAAUCGAUAAAUCCAAGGAUUCGAAGCAUGCAGAAUCGGUUGAACAUUCGAAUUCACCAGUGCCUUCACCUGUUGCAGGAGAAAAGAAGAACAACAAACGACAUUUGUCACUAGGUCUUGGUUAUGGAGGAGAAGGUUUGGGAUUACCAGGUGGUCUAUACGGCGGACAAUCUAUUGGAUUAGCAGGAGGGAGUGCAGGAUUCGGAUAUGGUGGAGGUGGAUAUGGAUACAAUGGAGGAUUCCAUGAUUCUGGAAUAGGUUAUGGUGGAGUAUACGGUACAUCUGGAAUCGUCGGCGGUGGAUAUGGGUACGGCAGUGGGUAUGGUUAUGGUGGUGGAUAUGGGUAUGGCGGUGGAUUCGGUGCAGGAAACCGCAGAUCAUUCGUAGGAGGCUUUCCCAUCCAUGCUGGUUUCAACGGGCAUUAUCAUGGUGGUUAUGGAUUGCCCAAACCAUUUGUAACAGCAACUAUUAGGGAGCACAUUCCAGUUCCCUUUCCUAAACCGUUCCCCGUAUUCAUCAAGAAGACAGUUCCAUUUCCUGUCACUAUACCCAAGCCAGUGCCAUACCCAGUGUACGUGAAAAAGUCAGUACCUGUUCCCAUUGAUCGCCCAGUGCCAUAUCCCGUCCCAGUUCACAUUACAAAACACGUGCGUGUUCCUGUGCCACAUCCGUACCCGGUGCCGGUGAAGGUUCCUACCCCAGUAGUGGUCACAAAGCCGGUGGUCAUUGCAAAACCAGUUGUUCAUUACACACCUUUAGUGUCCACACCCAUCGUCGCAGCACAUGCACCGAUCCUUGCUUCCGCCGGUCAUAUUUCAGUUGCCGACCAUGGUGUGCAUCAAACGCAUGGGUCACACCUAAGCGCUCACUACGGGGCAUCUGCUGGGUACGGUUCCCUUGGUCAGUAUGGAGGUUCCGGUCAUUACGGUGCCUCUGGCCACUAUGGUUCAGUGGGACACUAUGCCACGGACAGUCAUUACGACGCUGGGGCAAGCUAUGCUAGCGGAGGGUCAGCGGGCGUAUUGUGUGAUCAUGGCUUGCAUCGAUAG